Molecule: messenger RNA, 789 nt
Organism: Monoraphidium neglectum
Lineage: Eukaryota; Viridiplantae; Chlorophyta; Chlorophyceae; Sphaeropleales; Selenastraceae
Exons: 3
Coding region: 1-789 (262 amino acids)
Biological process (GO): regulation of cell cycle
Molecular function (GO): histone H3K79 methyltransferase activity
Source: RefSeq, a predicted model, not a curated record
AUGAAUUCAUCCUCCCCCGUUGCGGCCUUCGGCUCGACCACGCAACAUGCACACCUAAAAAAGGAGGUGUUCUUCAGCAAGGGCGGCUGGCUGAUCCCGGCGCGGGAGCGCGCGCUCAUCGAUUCAAUCAGCUCAGGGGCGGCAACUUAUGGGGAGGUCAUGCCGGCCGGCAUACUGCGGCUGCUGGAGAUGCUGUCCCUCGACGGCUCGAGCACAUUUUGCGACCUCGGGAGCGGCAUCGGGCGCGUGGCGCUGUCGGCGGCGAUGCACUCGCGGGCCGCAGGGGUGGUGGGGCUGGAGCUGUCGGACAGCCGGCUGGAGCAGGCCGAGGCCGCGGCAGAGGUGCUGUCCGGCCUUGGCGUCCCGCUGCGGCCCACGCGCUUUGUCAGCGCCAACCUCGCCACCUGCGACCUGGAGGCCGUCGCGGGCGCCACCCACUACUUCAUGUGCAGCACGGCCUUUGGCGCGGCGCUCUGCCGGUCCCUGGCGGAGCGCCUGUCGCGCUGCCCCAGCUUGCAGGUGCUGGUCACGUCGCGGCCCCUGCCGCCGCAGCCGUACCUGCUGAAAGUGGGCCAGAUCGACGGCGUCGAGUACUCCUGGAUAGCCAACGGGCUGGCGCACGUCUACGUGAAGAGCUGGGCAUCCGCGCCGCCCGCGGUGCUCGCGCGCUUCCUCUGCCGGGACGGCGUCUGCUGGGCGCCGCCGGCGGGGCCUGCGGAGGGGGCGUGGCGCCGGGGCUUUGUGUUUGGGGACGACCUGCUCGCCGUCGCGCCCGCGGCCGGGCAGUAA